Molecule: messenger RNA, 639 nt
Organism: Eublepharis macularius
Lineage: Eukaryota; Metazoa; Chordata; Lepidosauria; Squamata; Eublepharidae
Product: zinc finger protein 3-like
Exons: 2
Biological process (GO): regulation of transcription by RNA polymerase II
Cellular component (GO): nucleus
Molecular function (GO): RNA polymerase II cis-regulatory region sequence-specific DNA binding; DNA-binding transcription factor activity, RNA polymerase II-specific
Source: RefSeq, a predicted model, not a curated record
AGAAUUCACACAGGGGAGAAACCAUAUAAAUGCCUGGAGUGUGGAAAAAGCUUCAGUCAGAGUGGAAGCCUUAAAAAACAUAAAAGAAUUCACACAGGGGAGAAACCAUACAAAUGCCUGGAGUGUGGACAGAGCUUCAGUGAGAGAGGAAAACUUACAUCCCAUCAAAGAAUUCACACUGGGGAGAAACCAUAUAAAUGCUUGGAGUGUGGGAAAAGCUUCAUUGAGAGUAGAAAACUUGCAUGUCAUCAAAGAAUUCACAGAGGGGAGAAACCAUAUAAAUGCCUGGAGUGUGGAAAAAGCUUCAGUUGCAGUAAAAAUCUUACACGCCAUCAAAGAAUUCACACUGGGGAGAAACCAUAUAAAUGCUCGGAGUGUGGGAAAAGCUUCAUUGAGAGUGGAAAACUUGCAUGUCAUCAAAGAAUUCACAGAGGUGAGAAACCAUAUAAAUGCCUGGAGUGUGGAAACAUAUUUCGACGGAGGGACAACCUUAGUUCCCAUGAAAGAAGUCACAGAGGGGAGAAACCAUAUAAAUGCCUGGAGUGUGGAAAAAGCUUCAGUUGCAGUAGAAAUCUUACUCGCCAUCAAAGAAUUCACUCAGGGGAAACGCCUUUGAGUAUGGAAAGACAUUGCAUGUAA